CUUCUUAAAAUACUUAACAACGCCGUUUACAACGGAUCCACCACGGCCAUGGCUAACCCCCUGAUCGCAUUCACUCUGAUCAAGCGCUUACAGUCUGAGUGGGCCAACCUGGUCUACAGCAACGAAGCCUCCGAGAACACACAAGCCCUGAGGUCCGGUUUCAAGGCGCUGGAGGCCAGCCUGCCCAAGAUGGAGGACCUGCAGGGUGCUGCUAAGGCCCUGAUGCGGCUCCAGGAUGUUUACGCUCUCCAGGUGGGGAGCCUGACCCGGGGUCGCUUCCAGAGAGCUGCACGGGGCGACCCCGUGGACAUCUAUCGGCCCGCAGUCUCCGUCCCUCUCUCUGGCGACGACUGCUUCCUGGUACCUCAAUGCUUAUGGCCGUAUAUGUCCCAUACAGGAAAACAAUCAAAUACUUUCCCCUUUGAUCUGUCAGUGGAGUUGUAUCUCAGAGAGAGUUCCCUCUGGCUGUGUUCCUGUAAUAAUAGCCUAAACUUGCUCAGAUUAGACCGCUAG
Messenger RNA from Gadus morhua (Atlantic cod), 513 nucleotides. RefSeq names its product prolyl 4-hydroxylase subunit alpha-3-like. The record is from RefSeq and is a predicted model, not a curated record. Gene Ontology annotation, cellular component: endoplasmic reticulum. Gene Ontology annotation, molecular function: procollagen-proline 4-dioxygenase activity; protein binding. NCBI's taxonomy places the organism in Eukaryota, Metazoa, Chordata, Actinopteri, Gadiformes, Gadidae. The transcript has 3 exons. Bases 49 to 513 code for a protein of 154 amino acids.